Phragmites australis (common reed) is the source of this 1279-nucleotide messenger RNA. RefSeq names its product F-box protein At5g39250-like. NCBI's taxonomy places the organism in Eukaryota, Viridiplantae, Streptophyta, Magnoliopsida, Poales, Poaceae. The record is from RefSeq and is a predicted model, not a curated record. The coding region runs from base 390 to 1142 and encodes 250 amino acids. The transcript is spliced from 2 exons. Gene Ontology annotation, molecular function: protein binding.
CAUACGUGGGACCCACUAUCGUAUCGAAGGAAACUGCUGGUUCUCCCCUCCCUGAAGCUUCCCCCUCCCGCAAUAACCAACCUGUACGCGGCGGCGGCGAGAUCCACAGCGGAGGCGCCCUCCGUGGCGGCUAUCUGCGGAGGCGUUCAUCCAGGCCGGCACCGGUGGGAUCCAAGCUCGGGCGUCCUCCACGGUGGCGGUGGAGGCGCCGGGGGAAUCCAAUUGCCGGUGCCAUCUACAGCGGCGACGGCUGGAUCCAAGCGCAGGCGUCCAUCGUAGGCGACAGGCGCCGACAAGCAGCGGUGGCCGAGAAGGAGCACUGUCUGGCAGACUCGUGUCUAUCCUGAAGGAGUAGAGGACAUUCCAUCUCCUUAAUUUCUUGAAUAGGAAUGGAAAAUGAAGUUCCUGGUGAAGUUCUCAAGGCUGUUUUCCCAUUAUUGGACGGGAAAGACCUAGUGUUUUGCAUGCUUGUAUGCCGUCAGUGGCAUGAAAUUGCGAAGGAUGAUUACUUCUGGAAAUGCAUUUGCGCACGAAAAUGGCCUUCCAUUUGCAAACAGCCACCUUCUGAUGCAAACUACCAAAAACUCUAUAUAAACUUCUCCAAGCCACGGAAGAUGCAGCACCUCCCUGUACCAAGGCUCACAUUUGAGGAUCUGGUGUUUUAUAUUGAUAUGUGGCUUGAUGGGCCACUCAUCUUUUCUCAAGCAGUUUCAGGCUGCACCCUUCGAGCAGGCCUACAGUGCGCACCUCGCGGCAUUCCAGAUAUACUUGCUGCCCAUAUAAAUACCCUAGACUGCAUUAUGAUGAUGGAAGUCGAACCCAAGCUGGCAAUCCCUACGGGGCAAGCCAUCACUGUGUCUGUUCUCGCCCACCGCAAGGAUACCAACAAGAUGGCUUGCAUCAUUAAUGAAUCAACAUUUGAGUACAUUGACAGUAAUGCAGCGCUUGCACUGGCAUACGAGUACCUCCAGUUUUCGCCGAGAAACCCAUUCAUAUCAGACAUCCGGGCAUGGUUGUCCCUGCUGUUCCUGUCCAAAGGAUCAAACGUCAUUGAGGUAUUUGGUAUUGAGCUAGAUUUCUGUGACGCUGCAAGGUCAGAGACCGAAAUUCUGUGGCUCUUAGAUAUGCUUGAUUGGAAAUAGAAGUUUUCGUUUUAUUUUAUUUUUCUUGUGAUUUGCCGCAUGUAAAGAGAUGUUCAUGGUUGGUUCAUCUCUUCCUGUUGCAUGUAUGCUACGGAACUACUUUUGGAAAAUUGGAACAAAUUGCACCAGUUACUCCA